GUUUCAGUUUUGUAACAGAGGGGGCUGGAAUAGUUACAAAAUAGGAAAAUAAACGCGGGAGAUUUCAUAACAUUGCUGUGUCAGAUAUUUGCAUGGACAUGGAUGCUGAUAAAAGUGCUGAAAGUUUGAAAACGAUGCAUAUUUUACAGGAGAGGACACCGCCUCACAAUCCUGAGAUGGACGGACCAGUUCGUCGGUCGUCUCGGCGAAUACAAGAGAAACAAAAGCUCAAAAAGAAGCAGAUGUUAUCCCCUAAAUGUUUAACAUCCACCAGAACAAGAAGAGUCGUCAAAAGAAAGAGAAGUGACGUUGAGGAAGAUGAGAAGGCUCAGAAGACAAAAGCAAAAUCAAACAAUACACAUUCCAAGAAAUCCCCAUCAGGUUACCGUAAGAGUUUGUCUGAAUAUGAGCUGAAAAGACUGGAGACUAUUAGACAAAACCAAGCUUUCCUAAGUUCACUUAAGCUGUCUGAGAUCUCCGACGCUCUGAGAGCAAAGCCGAAACAAACAGAGAGAGGCCUGAAAAGGGAAAAGAAGGUAACAGAGAUGCUGCCUGUCCGUAAGUCACUACGUUUACAGAAUAGGGAUGCUCGGACACCUCAUACUAUUGAAGUUAAGGAGAGUAUCGACAAAGAGCCUGGAAAAACUGUUAGGAUACCUCCAGGACCGAUACCACUGGAUCCAGUCUACCUGGAUGAACAUGUCAGGCUUCCUGAAGAUCUGUUAAAUAUCUGGAAUGAGGACCCAAUACAACAAAAGGCAGGAAGAUCAGAUUUAACAUCGUACCAGAAGAUGCUGCAGAAGAUGACUAUAGAUGACAGUGGUGUGAUGAAAGUUGUUGAAGAUCGAAUCUUUUCAGCAGCUUUUCACCCUGCCUCAUCCAGCUUGCUCAUGGCAGCAGGAAACAUAUGGGGCCAACUGGGACUUUGGAAAAUGGGUGCUAAAUGGGGUGAUGAUGGCGUACUUCACUUUAAACCCCAUUCUCAAACAAUUUCCUGCAUGGCCUUUUCUUCUAAACCUUCAAAUCUCAUCACAGUCAGCUAUGAUGGCUUUGCGCGCAGCAUGGACCUGGAGAAGGCUGUGUUUGACGAGGUGUAUCAUUCAGCCUCUAAACUGAGAAGUUUUGACUUCAUGUCAAGUGACUGCUCCACUUUACUUAUUGGUGACUGGAAUGGAGAUGUUGCUGUUGUUGAUCGGAGAACUCCCGGAACAUCAUACGAGUCUCGACGCAACUUGGAUUCAAAGACUGUCCGCUGUGUUCAUGUCCAUCCUGUGCAACAGCAAUACUUUGUGGUGGCAGGGAACCGAUCAGUGCAUAUAUAUGACUUGCGCAGCCUGAAAAUGAGGAGAAGUCAGGCAAUCUGUGGACUCAACGGUCACUCUCACACUAUUACCAGUGCCUAUUUCUCCCCAUCCACUGGCAACAGAGUCAUUACCACCUGCAUGGACGAUAAUAUCAGGGUAUUCAACACUUCCCAGAUGAUUGACGGUGCUCCGCUGUUAAGCUCAGUUAGUCACAACAUGAAGACAAGCCGUUGGUUGUCCAAGCUGAGUGCUGUUUGGGACCCCAAGCAGGAAGACUGUUUUGUUGUAGGCAGCUUGGACAGUUGUCGCAAAAUUCAGGUAUAUCACGAGAGCGGAUACCUCCUUCACAAUUUCCAGAACGAGCAGCACCUGACCACAGUGUGCUCCAUCACAGCAUUUCACCCAAGCAGGAACGCUCUGCUUGGAGGCAAUUCAUCUGGGAGACUGUGCGUUUUUUCUGACCAAUAUUAAAACCGUUUUUAUCAAAUAAGAAA
Molecule: messenger RNA, 1798 nt
Organism: Misgurnus anguillicaudatus (oriental weatherfish)
Lineage: Eukaryota; Metazoa; Chordata; Actinopteri; Cypriniformes; Cobitidae
Gene: wdr76
Product: WD repeat domain 76
Biological process (GO): regulation of DNA damage checkpoint
Cellular component (GO): nucleus
Molecular function (GO): DNA binding; protein binding
Source: RefSeq, a predicted model, not a curated record